Molecule: messenger RNA, 1263 nt
Organism: Gloeophyllum trabeum ATCC 11539
Lineage: Eukaryota; Fungi; Basidiomycota; Agaricomycetes; Gloeophyllales; Gloeophyllaceae
Product: MFS general substrate transporter
Exons: 8
Coding region: 1-1263 (420 amino acids)
Biological process (GO): transmembrane transport
Molecular function (GO): transmembrane transporter activity
Source: RefSeq, a predicted model, not a curated record
AUGCUUGGCCUUGUUUGCUUCACGUGUGCUGGGCUGUAUAAUGCGAUGACCGGUCUGGGAGGGGCAGGGCAGGUCGACCCUAGAACAAGCGCGAACGCCAAUUCGGCUUUGUAUGCUGCACUUGCAUUAUUAUCAGUCUUUGCAGGAUCUGUCAUGAAUAUGCUCGGUCCGCGGCUCACACUCUUCCUCGGCACCACGGGAUACGUCCUCGGUCUCAUAUCAUACUUGGUGAUCAAUAUUAAUCCCAAUGCCGGUUGGUUUGUCAUAACGGCAGGCGGGAUCGAGGGUCUCUGUGCCGCCCUUCUUUGGACGGCCCAGAGUACCCUCAUGAUGGCAUAUCCUACAGACUCCCAGCGUGGAAGAUUCAUCAGUAUCUUCUGGGCUAUAUAUAACUUAGGAGGGGUCGUAGGCGCUACUGUAUCCCUCGGUGAGAACAUUCAUCUCAAGGUGUGUACAAUGCUGAUCGGUCUCAUUACACUGAACACUGUAGGCAUGGCGGUCCCACUCAUCAUGGUAGACCCAAAUCGCAUGUAUCGCUCCGAUGGUACCAAAGUCACCACCCCUCGUCGUCCUUCCUGGAGAUCGGAACUUCAUAGUCUAUAUUUCUCGCUCAAGAGCGAUCCCAUGGUGCUUCUUCUCUUCCCUAUGUUUUUCGCGAGUAAUUGGUACUUCACCUGGCAAUUCAACGACUAUAAUGCUGCCCUAUUCAACAUCAGAACACGUUCUCUCAAUAAUCUCGUCUACUGGGUCUCGACCAUCCUCGGUUCCAUCCUUAUCGGUUUCGUCCUGGAUCAGCGCGGGCUUACUCGACGCCUCCGAGCGUUCUACGGAUGGGGGAUACUUAUAUCACUCACCUUCAUCGUUCACGUCUGGGCAUUUAUCUACCAAAGAAACUAUACCCGAGAGUCCAUACCUGUCAACUCGCUCAAGAUGGAUAUAUUCGACAAGGGAUAUGCAGGCAGAGUCUUGCUGUACGGGUUUUGCGGUGCACUCGGUGCAAUGUAUCAGAGUUUCGUUUACUGGAUCAUGGGCGCUAUGACCGACGAUCCCGCGAAGCUGGCUUACUACGCGGGAUUCUAUCACUCAAUGCAAUCCGCAGGUGCCGCGGGCGCUUUUGGGGCCGAUGCUGUGGGCUUACCGUACGUUUAUAUGAACAUAUUCCUUUCCACCUGGGUUCUAUUGGUAGCAGGACUGGUUGUAGCCUUGCCGAUGCUCUACUUUCGGGUCCGUAAUGCUAGUGACGACACCGGGUGCUCAGAGUAA